GGGCCGGGGCCGCCGCCUGCCUCCCCUCUCACGCGCCGCCCUCCCAGGGAAAGGGGUUUUUAAGAGCGCCCCGCUCGCUCCCGGGCGAGAGCAUUUUGAACACACAGUGCCGCUCUGAUAUUUUCUUAGUUGCAUUCAUUCUCUCUCUACCGAAGUAAUCAUGUCUUGGGAUUCGUACAUCACCUCCAUCCUCUCCAGCAAGGACAUCACCCAGGCCGCCAUCCACGGCCAUGAUGGUUCCGUCUGGGCCACCUCCUCCGGCUUCAACGUCACCCCCGCUGAGGUCAAGGCUGCCCUCGACACCAUGAACGGCUCCAACACCACCGGUACCGUCAACCUGGCUGGCGUCAACUACAUCCUCCUCCGCUUCGAGGACAAGUCCGUCUUCCUGAAGAAGGGCAAGGAGGGCGCCGUCAUCGCCAAGACCGACCGCGCCGUCAUCAUCGGCACCUACGGUGAUGGUGUUUCCCCCGGUAACGCCAACGUCGCCAUCCUCAAGAUGGCUGACUACCUCUCUGAGGCCGGCUACUAAACGUCCUCGCACUUUCGUGCACGCACUCACACGCCCACAUGUGUAGCGCACGCUCUCCUUCUCCUCUCCCUCCUCCCUGGUGGGGGGGGCAGUAGCAGAAUGCCGGCGGUGCUGCCCAUGUGUGCGUGUGUACACGUGUGCUCGUCCGUGUGUGGGUACCCUUUUCCC
This is a messenger RNA of Fonticula alba, 700 nucleotides long. RefSeq lists its product as hypothetical. The coding region runs from base 161 to 532 and encodes 123 amino acids. Gene Ontology annotation, molecular function: actin monomer binding. NCBI's taxonomy places the organism in Eukaryota, Rotosphaerida, Fonticulaceae. The transcript is spliced from 3 exons. Gene Ontology annotation, cellular component: cell cortex. The record is from RefSeq and is a predicted model, not a curated record.